This is a messenger RNA of Schistosoma turkestanicum, 1205 nucleotides long. Lineage: Eukaryota; Metazoa; Platyhelminthes; Trematoda; Strigeidida; Schistosomatidae. The record is from the annotation of a GenBank genome assembly.
AGGUUUUAUCACAUCACGUAAUAAAUCAGUGUAUGUACAUAUUUAUGAAUAUGAUCAGUUUAUUUAUUCACCGAAAGAAUGUCAAAUAUGCUGUCAUAUAAUUCCAGCUAGAGCGAAACAUUGUUCUCGAUGUGAUCAUUGUGUAUUUCGAUUUGAUCAUCAUUGUGUUUGGACAAAUUGUUGUAUUGGUGGACAAAAUCAUGGCCUAUUUUUGUCAUUUUUAUUCUCUUUAUGCUUAAUGAUUCUUAAUACUUUAUGGUUGAAUUGUCGUAUGCUUUAUUUAUUCUCUAUUCAUGAAAAUUUAUGGCAAGCUCAUUAUUUAGAUGAAUAUGAUCAAAUGCAUCCAAUGGACUGGUUCACAUUGAUACAACAUUUAUUCAUGACAUUUCCACGUGUUCUAGGCAUGACUAGUCUUCUAAUUGUCACUGUCAUCUUACUGAUACAUUAUUUAACAUUUCAUAUAUGGCUUAUUCUUAUCAAUUCUACAUCAUAUGAAUAUUUUCAACGAAAAAAAUUGAUUCGCUAUCGUGGGGAUCGUGAUGAUCAUGACGAUGGUGAUGUGAAGAGUCGGAAGUCAAUCAAUAAGAACAGGAGAAUAUGUCAUGAUACUCCUUCCUCACCUUCGCCUUCUUCAACAUUAUUCGACGCAGACGAAAUGCUGUUAUCGACCAAUACAAAAUCAAUGACUCCUUCUACUAUUAGGCGACAACAACAAUCAAAAUGGAAUCACCAAUUGAAACAUCACAAUUCUUCAAUACGCACAAAUCCGGCUCAUAAUUGUAAUUUUUAUAAUAAAGGUAUAAAAAAUAAUUUAUUAGAAAUAUAUUAUUCAAUGAGUACAUCAAAUUCAUUGAGAGAAUUAAAACAUCGUUUACCUGUACAAAUGGCAUUUAAAACUCGUUGAAUUUGUUUUUUUGUUGUUGUCUGCUUGCCUUGCUGUUAUAGAAUUCCCCUGCUGUAAUUGAGAAGUCAGCAUGAUUGAUAUUAUUGGGCUGAUGAUGAUGAGGGUUUCUACAACACGACAAACGAACACCAACAACUCACUCUACUAUCUUUAUCACAAAUUAAAGCUCAUUCAGUGUACACCACUUGUAUAAGUAGCAUGUGAAUUUCUUUAUGCCUUUAUUUCAUGAUUGUAAUCAUUCACAUAAUAUGGUGGUUGUUUAGAAUUUUUUUUUCUUAGAAUAAAAAUAGUUUAUUCACAA